Molecule: messenger RNA, 10733 nt
Organism: Bombina bombina (fire-bellied toad)
Lineage: Eukaryota; Metazoa; Chordata; Amphibia; Anura; Bombinatoridae
Gene: CCDC88C
Product: coiled-coil domain containing 88C
Exons: 31
Coding region: 376-6564 (2062 amino acids)
Biological process (GO): cytoskeleton-dependent intracellular transport; cytoplasmic microtubule organization
Cellular component (GO): cytoplasm; centrosome
Molecular function (GO): dynein light intermediate chain binding; microtubule binding
Source: RefSeq, a predicted model, not a curated record
AGGUACUGUGCAUGCAGCACAUGUAGUGUGAGGACGCUGGUGCAGCUCUCUGGUUUAUGUGAACAACUUUAUAUUUACAAGGACUUUUUCUUCCGCUGACAGACUACUUGCUGCAAAUACAAAUCAAAGGAGAGUAUUUAUAAUUACACUUCAGCACAGGAUAUAAGCAACAGUCAGCAAUACGGAUUUAUUGCACUUUAUAUUUAGCUGAGCCUCAUUCUUGGUGGGGAGGAGGAGGGGUGAGGGUGUGCUUGGACUCUCCCCCCUGCAGAGAUGAGCCUCUCAUUGUUGUGUUCCUAGCAGGGACACAAGAUGGGCUUCUCUUCUUCUUUGUAUAGAUUCUAAGCCCAGCACCCAUCCAGGACAUAAUACAACAUGGAUAUUACAAUUUCUGAACUCAUGGACCAGUUCCUGGAGAGCCCACUGGUGACCUGGGUGAAAACCUUUGGUCCAUGUGGGAAUGAGAAUGAAAGUAAAUUGGCUAUGUACAUGGAACUGGUCGAUGGGGUGUUCCUCAAUAAAAUCAUGCUUCAGAUAGAUCCCCGACCAUCAAAUCAACGCACCAACAAGCACGUUAAUAACGAUGUCAAUCUUCGUGUGCAAAACCUCAGCAUCUUGGUGAGACACAUAAAGUCUUACUAUCAGGAAGUCCUCCAGCAAGUGAUUGUGAUGAAUUUACCAAACAUCUUAUUGAUUAGCAAAGAUCCUCUCACGGGAAAAAGUAUGGAAGAAAUGAAGAAAGUGCUACUUUUAAUUCUUGGCUGCGCUGUACAGUGUGACAGAAAAGAAGAAUACAUUGAAAGGAUUAAGCAGCUGGAUAUUGAAACACAGGCCGGAAUUGUAUCUCACAUCCAAGAGGUGACCCAUAAUCAAGAGAACGUGUUUGACCUGCAGUGGUUGGAUUUUCCAGACAUGGUCCUUGAAGAGUUGGACUCACUGUCUAGGAGUAUGGCUCUCCAUCUUAAGAGGCUCAUUGACGAAAGAGAUGAAUGUAACGAGGUCAUAGUGGAUCUGACCCAAGAGAGAGAUUAUCUCCAGUCCCAGACUCCUAUAAGUCCAGUAAAGUCUUCCAGCCCUGACUCUUCGUCCAAUGUAACAAAUCAUCUUCCAACUGAGGAUAAACAGCAUCUUGCAGUGGAACUUGCUGAUAGCAAAGCCAAACUUCGAAGGAUAAGGCAGGAGCUGGAGGAGAAAUCCGAGAUGCUAGUGGACACUAAACAUGAAUUGGACCAUCUUAUCCUGGAGCUGCAGAAAAUCAAACAGGAGAACAUCCAACUGGCUGCUGAAGCCCGUUCGGCCCGCACCUACAGAGACGAAAUUGAUUCCCUGAAAGAGAGAGCUAGCAGAGUUGAUCGCCUGGAGAAUGAACUGGCCCGGUGCAAAGAGAAGCUACAUGACGUGGAUUUUUAUAAAGCUCGAAUGGAUGAGCUUAGAGAAGAUAAUAUGGUUCUCAUCGAGACUAAAACCAUGUUAGAGGAACAGCUGGCAGCCGCAAGAGCACGGACAGACAAACUGCAUGAGCUGGAGAAGGAAAACCUUCAGCUAAAAUCAAAGAUCCACGACAUGGACCUGGAUCGUUAUUCAGACAAGCACAGAAUCGAGGAGCUACUGGAGGAGAACAUGGUGUUAGAAAUAGCUCAGAAGCAGAGCAUGAAUGAGUCUGCCCAUCUUGGCUGGGAACUGGAGCAGCUUUCUAAGAGCGCAGACGUAUCCGAUGCCAGGAAGUCAUUUGUGUUUGAAUUGAAUGAGUCUGCUUCUAGCCGAAUCCUUAAGCUGGAGAAGGAUAACCAGAGCCUGCAGAGUAUUAUCCAAGAGUUGCGGGAAGCCUCCCUCACCAUGGAGGAGAGUAGUCUGAAGGGAGCGGAGCUAGAGAAGGAGAACCAGCAGCUUAUCAAAAAGAUUGAAAACUUGUGUUUACAAAUUGAAAAAGAGAAGCAAAAUAGCCAGGACCUUGAAAGCCUCAGUGAAGAUCUUCUGAAGGACAAAGAGAAGCUUACACAAGCCCUUGAAAAAGUAAAAUCGGACAACGAUAGGCAGAUGAAAGACUUGGAACAGGAAAACAAACAUCUCAAUCAGACUGUAUCUUCACUCCGACAAAGAUCUCAGGUUAGCGUUGAUGCCAGAGUCAAAGAUGUUGAGAUGGAAAAUAAAAUGCUUCAUGAGACUGUUACGGACACCAGCAGCAAACUGAAUGAGGUGGAGCAUGAAAAGAAGCAACUGCAGAAAGAUUUUGAACAGGUCAAGGAAAAAGUUGAGAAAGUAGAGGAAAUGGAAAAAGAAGUACAUCGACUAGAGAAGCAAAAUGAAAAUCUAAUGAAGAAAGUAGCUUCUGUGAUGAUAAUAGAAGAGAAGGUGAUGGCUCUGGAAAAAGAAAAUGGAAAGUUAGAAGGGGAUAAUCGGAUGCUAAAAAAGUCUUUGGAUACAUUGCAGAAUGUUUCAAUUCGUUUGGAGGUUUUGGAAAAUGAGAACAAACAGCUGGAUGAAGAGAACUUAGAGCUAAGGAGAGCAGUGGAAUCUAUGAGGUUUUCCUGCUCAAAGAUGACCCAGAUUGAGAUGGAAAAUAACGAGCUUCAGAAAGAGAAAGAAGAGCUUCAAAAGAAUGUGGAGAUGCUGAAGGCACUUGGAAAGAAAUCUGAGCGGUUGGAAGUUAGCUACCAAGGCCUGACUGAUGAGAACCAGAGACUUCAGCGUGCUCUGGAAAGUGGCAAUCGAAAGAUUCAUGAACUGGAAAGUGAGCUACAAGAGGCUGAAAAGGAGUGUAAAGUUCUUCAAAAGCAUUUGGAAGAACAAAAGAUUUCUAACAAGAGACUAGAGAGGUUGGAGCAAGAGAAAAGAACUUUGGAACAGGAAGUGUCCCAACUGGAGAAAGAUAAGAAAAUAUUAGAAAAGGAUUCAAAGAGGUUAUGGCAGCAAGUAGAGCUGAAGGAUGCCAUUCUCGAUGACAACUCUGUAAAGGUGGCUGAUCUGGAAAAAGAAAACCGAACACUAGAAAAGGAGGUGUCCAAGCUAAGAGAAUCAUCCACCAAAAUACGAGAACUGGAGAAGGAAAACAAGGAUCUGAUUCAACAGCUUACCAUUGAUAAGAGAACACUAGCAACCUUGAGAGAGGAUCUCGUCUUAGAAAAGCUGAAAACCCAACAAAUGGCAAGUGAGCUGGACAAGCUGAGCCUUGAACUAGAGAAGAUUGGCUUAAAUAAGGAGAUUAUGCUACAGGAUGAGAACAGCAAUGCUGAAAAGAAAUAUAAGGUCCUGGAGAGUAAGAUAGAAUCAACACUAAAGACAACUCUGGCUGUUAAAGAAAGUAAAGUCCUGGCUCUGGAAGCCCAGGUAGAGGAAUCUCGUACCCUUAAUCAGCAGCUGCAGAAUGAGCUGAAUUCGAUCAAGAAGGAUUUUGGAACGUACAGGCAAAAUCAGGCGGAAACGCUUCAGAAUUCAUUUAAACAUCCUGGAGAUAAACAUGAGUGCAACAACCAAAUGAGAGAGCUGCUGCAGAACGGACAACGAGAGGCCACGCUGGAGCUGCUGAGGUUAAAAGACCGAGCGAUAGAGCUGGAGAGGGAUAAUGCUGCCCUCCAAGCUGAGAAACAGCUACUGAGAGAACAGCACAAACACCUCGAUACACAGAACCUCUCCCUCAAUAAUCAGAUGGAAGCGCUGCAGAAACAGGUUACUUUCCUGCAGGAAUAUAACACAGCCUUACAGACUCAGACAGCCAGUCUGCAGGUUGAGAACUCUACAGCCACAUCGCAGAGCACCUCACUGAAGCUCCAGAUGUCUCUGCUACAGACACAGCUGUCUGCUCUGGAGAAUGAAAAUGAGAACUUCUUGAAGCAGAAGGAGGAGCUGAAGGCUGCUCAUGAUUCGCUGCUGCAGGACCAUGAGCACUUGGUGUCCUUGCAUGAGCGCCAGUCUGUGGAGUACGAGGGGCUUAUCAGCCAACAUAGCACACUCAAAGCGCAGCACAAAAACCUGGAGCAGGCUCAUAGGAACUUGGAGGAAGGUUACAACAGCUUAAUAAAACACAAAAAGGAGCUGGAAGAAUUAGACAAUAUUUUGAAAAGGGAGCAGGAAUUUUUGCAGCAGGAAAAGAGGAAAAACGUGCUUGCGACAAAUGAAAAUCAGACACUUAAAGAAGAACUGGGCAGGCUGAACUUCCUGCACCGGGAGCUGCAGGAGGAGUACAACGGUCUGCACAAGCACACGAAGGAGCUGAAAACGACAUUUAACAACUCUCAGAUGGAGUUAAAUCGCUGGCAGGCGCGGUUUGAUGAUCUAAAAGAGCAACAUCAGAACAUGGAUAUUUCCCUAACCAAACUGGAUAACCACUGUGAGCUUCUUUCUCGUCUGAAAAGUAACCUGGAGGAAGAGAAUCAUCACUUGCUCAGCCAGAUCCAGAUGCUGACCCAGCAGAACCAGAUGUUACUGGAGCAGAGCAUGGAGAGCAAGGAACAUUAUCAUGAGGAGCAGAAGCAGUAUAUAGAUAAAUUAAAUGACUUAAGAAGACAAAAGGAAAAACUGGAGGAGAAAAUUAUGGACCAGUAUAAAUUUUAUGAUCCAACCCCAAAAAAGAAAAAUCACUGGUCUGGAGCCCGGGCUCUUGUCAAACUUAUCAGACCAAGGAAAGAGGGCUCAAGAGAGAGAUUAAAGUCACCCGAAGAAAGUGAGACACGACAGACAGACCUGGAUUCUGCGUCAUCGCCAUCUACCUCCCGCCCACUGCGGGUACAACAGGACUGUCUGGAUAACUCCUCUGUAGGUUCAGAGGAGAAGGAAACUCCAAAAAGUGUCACAAGUAAAGCAAUGGUUGAAGUUAGCCAUAGGCAUCACAGACGGUCCUAUCACGGAGGAACCAGUGACCAAGCUGAGGGCUGGGAAGGUGGAUCUCGCUCAAGGAGAAUGGAGCCUGGAUCCAGAGCUUACUCAACAUCUGCUAUCCACCUUACUACCUCAAACACCAAUGCUAGGGCAUCACAUGCAGCUAGACCCAAAGGGUUCAAUUCAGAUGACAACCUUUUUGAAAAGUUAAAUGAAUCGGAUUCCAACAAUGUAGGUCCCCAAGUUCCUCGGCCAAGUAGCCUUGAAAACAGCAUCAGAAGGGCAUCAACCAGCUCACCCCAAAACCUUAAAGACUGCCCUAGUUAUCUCCUGGGCUGGGUAGAGAGUCUGAGCAGUGAGGAUAUGGUUCCCACCAAAGACAUCGUAUCCAAAGAAAGCUCCCUGUUCCAUUCAAGUGCAGCAAUGCUGGGUGCGGCCAAUAUAUCAGACUCAUCUAGAAAUGGGCAUGCGCCUUAUGACACUGCUGAGAAAAGACCUCCCAGCCGAACCCAAGCCAGGCCAAGGUCAGAGUCCCCAGGCAGCGAGAUGGUCACUUUGGAGGAGUUUUUGGAAGAGAGCAACAAACUGUCUCCACCCACUAGACGACACAGUUUAAAUGACGAGUUGAUCACCCUGCAUCAGUUUCUCUUAGAAGCUGAAACCUUACACCCCUCCUCCCUCCCUUCCUCGCCCACCCUCCACCAUCAAGGCUCAUCUCGUGCAGCUACCCCCAACACUCUGACAUCACUUGAAAACUGCGCUUCGAAGAACCCCACGUACAGGCCCAAUAGGAGAGCCACAUCGCUGUAUAUACCCAGGGACGCAUUUAGAGACAACAUGCUGGGUGAUUACUUUCAGAAAGCUAGUGACCCUCCAGACAUUGGAAACAGCUUGUUACAGUCGGGCUACAGAGAUACCCAGAAUAUACCCACAAGCUAUGUGACACCCACUGUAAAGCUGUCCGCAGAUGUCACUGAAGAAAGGAUGACAAAGCCUGGGCAGUAUGUGAAACCAAACCAUAGACCUCUAGAUAGUUCUUUUAACUCUACUGGUUCCCUUAGAAACACGCAGCUACAUCAGUUUGCCUCAAGCUCCAGACAGAUUGCUGAUAUUCAGCAUCAAGGAACACCAUGCAGCAGGGGUAAUUCCAUGAGUCGAACAUUUAGUGUGGCUACAGCAGAUCUCCUUAAAGCCAAUGGUCCAGAUGCAAGCAGGAUGGAAAAACAGGAGUUGGAAACUCCGAUAGGUAAGGAUUUUGGCAAUCACAUUAUAAGGUCAUCUACUCCCAUGGGUUUUCAGGCCUCUCUAAGGGAGCGACCACAGUCUACAAGGAUAUCCAACAUACCACAGAGUAAUGAUUCCCGCUGCCGGCCUUUAGAUGCACGCCGUCUGUCCUUGGCUAUUCCAAAAGAAGAACGAACAGUGCAGUCUUUUUCAUUGUCAAGUAGCACACAACAACCCUACCAUCCUGGGCACAGUAUUUCAAGAACAAAAUCUAGAUCACUUCCUCGAACUGGAGAUGUUGCUUAUUUGACACCAGACCGAUCUAUUUCCAGUAUCCCAGAGGUGGAAGUCACUCAAAGUGUGACCACCAUUGUAACAUCUAAACAUAUAAAUACACAAUACAGCCACACUACUACAGGAAGUGAAGAACCUCUCAAUAAAGGUGGAACUCCCAAGAGUACCCCUGCUUCACCUGACUCAAAUGUUGACCCCCAAACAGUUUGGUACGAGUACGGCUGUGUGUGACUACUAGAAUCAACCUCUGGUUAUUUGCAGAUUAAGAAAAGAAAAAACAAAUAAAUUGAUAUAUCUAAGGAUAUGAAAGAUUUGAUAAACUGUUCAUAAAAGUGAAUAAUCAUUUUCAUCAAUUCUUACGUGAUUUAUUGUGGUUUUGCUUUAUAAAAGCUAGGAGUGAGACAAGAUUUUGUAUAUUUAUACAUAUGUAGAAGAAACCUAAAAAACAGGAAUCGGGAGUAAACCCUCUGGAGACUGUGGCUCCUAUGAGUUUUCAAGACCCUCUUUAUAUGUAAAGCUUCUUUCUCCAACCAUUACUGAAGAGCGGAUGAAAUCUAGGUUCUAUGACCCAAACAAGGCUGACGUCUGUUCUUCAAAGUAGCCGAGCCUGGUUGCACAGAUCACAGUAAAUCUGGAUCUACACACACUUCAAAUUACUCAGAUAUUGUUUGAUCUGAUCAAUCUGAUGUUGCAAGCUUUCCUUGUAAAAAUGUAUUUAUUGAAACACCAGCAAAAUGAGUUUAAACAAGUUUUAAACUGAUAAUCAAGGAAAGGUCUAGACUGUAAAAAUAGAACCCAAAUGAUUGCACUGUGUAUGACAUAUACUGUAGAUUGUGAUGCCUUUUUAAAGGGAACAGUCACCUUUUCAACACUGGUUCAAAUAAUCACUGGGAGUUUCUGUAGCAAUUUUAUAUAAAUAUGCAAUUGUUUGUACAGUUACAUGCACAGUGUGUCUUUUAAUUGCUUAUUCCCUCCCCUUUUUGAAAUAAGAGCCUUGACGUGCUUUCAUAGCAGAGACAAAUGUAAUGUAAUAUCCUCUUUGGGGACACUGACUGAGGCCUUGAUUCAUUAGCACAACUGUUUUAUCUAAAAGCCUCUCAAAUGAUAGCAAAGCACUUACUUCAUGGGAGAACUUUGGGAAUGCACAUAGACCAUACAAAAACCACAUCCUUAUAUGAUGUGGUUAAAAAAUAAUAUAUUUUAGGCUAAAAUAAUCAUUUGAUUAUAGGAGUCCCUCUUGGAAACCAGACUGUUCUUAUAAUGGGCCAAAAUUAAGUGGCCUGUAUAUAACUCCAGGCUAGGAACUCAAAAUAGAACAUUUUUGGUGCUUAAAAAACCCAGUAUGCAAACAUUAAAGAUGCCUUCAAUCUCUCUUGUAUCUAAACGGGUUUAAGAAUUAUUGUUUGUAUAGAGCUGGAAAAAAUGUGGGUAAAGUUGAAUGAAAUUUCUUUGUAGAUUGUAUCCACACACAUGCCUUAGUGAUAAAUGUGACUCCAUUUUGUUCUGUGUUCAGUCCCAAAAUCUUUAUAUCCAUUUUUUAAUAAAACCUACAAUUUAAAGCUGCUGUAGAAAGUCAUGAAAAAAAGGACAAUACUAUAUUGGUAAGCUUAAUAUCCAGAAAACAAAAUGGACAUUCAUUUCAUAAAAGAAUUCUAAUUUGUGGUUAGUCUUUAUCCCACUUGUCGCCUUUAAAGUUUCACUAAUAUAUUGAUUAUAUAUUUUUUAUUACAAAUGAAAUGAAAAGUAAAAAUAUCAUGAGUCUUAAAAAUAUCAGAUACUUUAUUUUAUGAAUUUUUUGUAUUUAUUAAUUUGUAAAACUGCAACAGCAGGCGGAAUAUUUGCCUGACUGAUCGAAUAUUAUGUUCCCCCUGGCAGUGAAAGGGUUAUGUUUAAUAGAGAAACUUGAAUAUUUGAUUUCACCUCUAUUAUAUGCUGCUAAAAAUAUUGAACUCUCUAAUGAUGAAAUACAAUAGCAUACAUACUUGAUUAAUCCAUUUAAAACUGAAGAAUAAUUAUGCAAAAAUGAUCAUUGUGAUAUUGUUUUAAAAUAACCUGUUAAUCCAAAUAUUGCUACAGGUUCCAAACAUAAUUAUUGCUUCCUAUUCUUUUCCUGGGUACUUUUGUCUCAUUCUGUUACUCGUUCCUAAUGGUGAAACAAAUCUAUACAUUACUUUUUAGUGUAAUAAAUGAGAUUUCAAAACGGUGCUUUCAUUUCCAUAAAGCCAAAUAGAAAUUUGGAAUAUUAGCAUAUACACAGACCUUGUACAGUUAAACCAACAUGUGCCACAUAUUAAAAUGCUUAUAGAUACGAUAUGCAACCAACUAUGGAGAGGGUGGUUCUUUGAACAUCUGUUUACCUACACCCUAAAUGGUGAUAUUUAGUUUUUUGAAAAUGUGAUGUAAAAGCUGUUCUUAAUGCUCAUUGGCUGACUGGUACUUCCUGUUAAUGCUAAUUGGUUAAUGCUCAUCAUUGAGUAAGGAAGUACACAACUGAUGCAUAUUCGUAUGUUAGUUUUAAUUUUAAACAGAUUUUACAUCAUAUUUAUCCAGGAAAUACAACAUUUAGCAUGUUUAAAUGCUGUUCUUUCAAAUGGAUGGAUUUUUUUUUCAAUUACAAUAUCCCUUUAAGUUAAUAAUCCCAAACACUUAAUUCUCUUUGUGACUUUAUAAGUAAAACUGUCUUAUACGUUACCAGAAAUAGUUUGCACACACUUAUAUAGUUCAACACUGCUCUCUGCUCUAGCAAAGAGGGGGUUAAAUAAACACUGAAUAAUCUUGUGCAACAAGAUAUGUACAUACAAUGUAAAUUACUGUUGUGUAUAGACUUGCUUUGUAAAUAGUGUUUGUGAUUAAAUUAAUUUUAAAAUUAUACCAACCCAAUAAUUCAUCCCAUAAAGAAAAUUUUAUAACAAAAUAUAUGUUUAUUUUAGAUUCAAAAUUAGCUGAAAGUUAGGGCCCACUAAUUACAGAGGGAGUUAUUUUUGUUAGAGAUUACUUUAAUGAUUUAUAUUUUAUUUUAUUAACUUGUGAAGUCUUCUAGUCUACUGUCAUUUUAAUAAUUCUGAGCUGUUUCUCAAGUCUAGUUUAACUUUCUCUGUACCCCAGUAAGGAACCCUCUAGUGCAGUCGUACGUAAGUGCUGACCAGUAAAUCACAUGACUAUUGUGUGAUUUCCCAUCGCCCUCUCAGUGAGCAGACACAAUAUGGGCUGUGUAAUUAUAUCCAGCACCACUACAGUGACCUCGAAGGGACAUGGAAGUCCCUCAUAGGUCACUGUACUCUUUCUAAAGCAUCAGCCCCUAAUGAGCAUGUCUAAGAGUUCACUGUGUAUAUGCACGUGUAUGUGUUUAUAUGUAUAUAUGUGUGUGUGUAUAUAUAUAUAUAUAUAUAUAUAUGUAUAAAUGUGUGUGUGUUUAUAUAUGUGUGUAUGUAUAAAUGUGUGUGUGUUUAUAUAUGUGUGUGUGUGUGUAUAUAUAUAUAUAUAUAUAUAUAUAUAUAUAUAAUGUGUGUGUGUUCUUCCCAGGAUCUUUUUAUUGGGUGCACAACACGGCUGAUUUUACUGACCACCCAGUUAAAAUUUAAGCCAAUUUUAAGCUAAAAUUAACUAAUAUUGAAAAUGUUACAUUUUAUUGCACAAAUUAUCAUUAAAUACGUUUAAUUAUGAAAUUAAUGUGUGCUUUUUAUAUCAGAAAAUGAUAUAAUAUAAAAAAUAUUACACUGCCACCACCUGGCAAAAAUAUUUGUGGAGGACACUCUAUACCUUGAAAUUUGUCAGAAUAAAAUUUGCUCUUUUAAUAUUGUGUUAUUGCAUUCUCUUUUAAUUAUGUAUUUUUUUAAAUGUAAUUCUGGUGCACCCCCGCUGUACAGACAAAUAUCUGGUGCUGCAAUUAAAGCUAAUAAAAUGUAAAUAGAAACUGAACUUGACUGAUAGCUCCAUACCAUUUAAAAGGCAGUAGACUGGUAAGGCUUUCUGAGUUAGAAGCAUUUCUUUAAUAUGCUUAUGUUGCAACAACCAUGAUAGUAUACACUAGACAUAUUAACUGCAUCCCUCAUGUUACAUACAACAUAUAUGUACUGUAUGUUCCUGCAACAUUAUAUGCUAAUAUAAAUCAUUCUUUUUUAAUCUCAUUGUGAAAUGUUUUCGUUAAAUAUUUUAUAUUUAUAUAUCUGCAUUCUGGGCUCACUAUUUAUCCAACUGGUUCAACAUAGAACUUUCAUUAUUCAUUUCCUGACCAGUUUCCCAAGUAUCCAUUUUACACAGAGGAUGUAUUUUCAAGCUUUUCUCCAUGUAAUUAUGUCCAAUUGUUCUAGUUAAUAUUGACGUCAUAAUUUAUAAGUUAUAAAGUGAUCAGUGUGCGUACAAAUUGUCAGAUCUUUAUAAUAAAAUACUUGUAUAAAUAA